CGCGCUACUGCUGGCGCUGCUGUUCUCUGAGCUGGAGGGAGACAACCUCAACCCAGAAAUGGUGUAGAAUAUCAGGAAAAACAACCAGGGAACUCGGCAAGAAAGAGAACCGGGACCGCACGGCUGUCUACAAAGGCACAGGAGAGCCAUUCAGAAGAGCCGAGGGUCAAAGGUGAGGAGAGCAGAGGGCACCAUGGAGAGUGAUCCAGGGGCCCCUGCCUCCACGGCCGCCACUACCGGGACCACCACCACCACCGCUGCCGCCUCCUCCUCCACCUCCACCAGCUCCUCCAGCUCCACAGCUGCCAGCAGCAGCAACAACAGCAGCACCAAUUCAAACACUACUACUACUGCAACUACUUCUACUACUUCUACUACUACUAGUAGUAGUAGUAAUGGUAGUGGCACCAGUAGUAGCAGCACCACUAGUAGUACUACAGCAGGAAGACAGGCAGUGCCUCAGAUAUCUGUUUACAGUGGGAUACCAGAUCGUCAGACAGUACAGGUAUUCCAGCAGGCGUUACACAGGCAACCCAACACAGCAGCACAAUACCUGCAGCAGAUGUACGCAGCUCAGCAGCAGCAUCUGAUGUUACAAACUGCAGCCCUUCAACAACAGCACAACUUGAGCACCGCUCAGCUGCAGAGUCUGGCAGCUGUACAGCAGGCCAGUAUUGCAGCUGGUCGGCAAAGCUCUUCACAGAAUGGUACUUCAUCUCAGCAAACAGGAUCUACUCAGGCAACGAUCAAUCUGACCACCUCCCCAGCAGCAGCUCAGCUGAUCAGCCGGGCCCAGAGCAUUAGUUCCACCCCCACCAGUAUUUCCCAGCAGGCUGUUCUGCUGGGCAGCCCGUCUAGCCCCACUCUCACCGCCAGCCAAGCACAGAUGUACCUGCGUGCACAGAUGGCCCAGCAGAGUAACCUGGUGCAGGUGGCCAGGAGCCUGGGCCGAGCUGUGCCUCUAUCCCCACAGCUCAUCUUCACUCCAACAGCCACAGUGACGGCCGUCCAGUCUGAGAGCGCCACCCAGGCCUCCUCACAGAAUCAGGUCCAGAAUCUGGCCAUCCGCGGCCAGCAGGGGGCGACCACGUCCUCCUCUCAGACUCAGACCCUCCAGGCUCUCAGUCUGAAGCAGAGCCCUGUGCCCAUCCAGCCCGCCUCACUGAUCAAGAACCCCAGCCAGGGCACCCAGGGGUCCACAGGAGGCAAGGCCAGCUCCUCUGACAGUCUGUCAGAUGGGGUGAAGAAGGGAGACGUCACACCAGUCACAGAAGUACGAGCUAUAAACAUGAGCCGAAGUGUCACCGCCGUCAGCGCCCAGCCUUUACUCGCUCCAGCGUACACCCAGAUUCAGCCCCAUUCCCUGGUUCAGCAGCACAAACAGCAACAGCAGCAGCAGCAGCAGCAGCAGUUUGUGGUCCAUCAGAGCCAAAGUUCCCAGAGGACACCAGGCCAGCUGCUGCAGACCGCCUCCAUUCAGCCCUCGCAGCACCCAGUCCCUGUGCUGCCCAAACCUGCCCCACACCAGCCCUCGACGCCCAGCCAGCAGGCCACCAUCUUCCACUCCACCAUCAGCCCUCAUGCCCUCCACUCGUCCCUCAAUCACGCCAAAGCUCAGCCCGUCCAACUCACUGCUAUCAACUUACAAAUACAGCCAACUGCCUCUCGACUGGUCCAGGACAAUAAAGAUAAGCCGACGUCUCUGGUGGUCAGAGAGACGUGUCCACCUUCAUCCACACAGCAGCAACAGCCUCCGCAACAACAGCAGCAACAACCUGCAGCUGCACCGUCGCAACCUACCAAACCAGUCGAGCAGCCCAAGGUCAAUCCAGCCACACCAGCGGUUCAGCCACAAGGUGGGGGCUCAAGCAAGAGGCAGAGUGCUCCACCUGGGACCCCGCCUCCAGCCAUGACCUCAGGGAAUGAGAGCGAGGCGCCCACUGUGACGGGCAGCACGCCGCAGAACGGGGAGAACAAACCACCCCAGGCCAUCGUCAAGCCCCAGGUCCUUACGCACGUCAUCGAAGGCUUUGUCAUCCAAGAGGGCGCCGAGCCGUUCCCCGUGUGUGUGGAGCGUCUGCCCAUUCUAAUCGACAGCCCAAAGAAACUGGACCAUCAGCUGUCGUCAGACCCCGACAAAACCCCUGUCAGCAACGCCGCCAACUCUGACUCUGAGCCUGAGGACUUGAACCAGCCAGAAAAGGAACAAGAACAAGAGCCUAGGCUGACGUGUGAAUACUGCGGAUGGGUCGACUUUGCGUACACGUUCAAGGGCUCGAAAAGAUUCUGCUCCAUGGCUUGUGCGAAGAGGUACAAUGUGAGCUGUACGAAGCGGAUGGGCCGUUUCCGUCCAGAGAGGAGUAAACCGACGAACCGCUGGCGUCGGAGGUCUCAGGGUCGACCCAGUAUCGAGGCUAAGAAGCAGAAGCUGUCUCCGUCACCCCAGCAGACUCAGGGGGGUUCAGUAUCGUCCCCCCAUCCCUCUCAGCCCAGUCAGGAGGAGUCCAGCCCCUGCUCUGACAUGUCCAGCUACGAGGAGCCGCCAUCUCCGCUGUCUGCAGCCAGCUCCGGCCCCCCGGCUCCGGCCCCCGACCCGGCUCAGGUCCCCGUCCACCGGCAGCCGAGCAGGGCGUCGGAUCAGGACGGCUGCGCCGGCAGGGACGCACCAGCACUGGGUCAGCACUUCUUACCCAACGACCCCACCAAGUGGAAUGUGGAAGAAGUUUAUGAGUUCAUUCGUUCACUGCCAGGUUGUCAGGAGAUAGCGGAUGAGUUUCGUUCUCAGGAGAUCGACGGACAGGCUUUGCUGCUGUUAAAGGAGGACCACCUCAUGAGCACCAUGAACAUUAAACUGGGACCUGCGCUUAAGAUCUUUGCACGCAUAAACAUGCUCAAAGACUCCUAGCAGGAAGGCCUGUCAUACGUUUGGAGCACACGCGCAUUGAUCCGAGGGCACUGACGUGUAUUUGUACAUCUGAAUGAGGAGCGAACACGCCGUCACAGCACUGACCACACAGAUGACCGACCGACUGCACCCAGACCGACGCCUUCUGCCGCCCACACCUGGACCGAGUCGCACUUAAACCGGACCGCUCUCAAUCCAUACGCGUGUUAUCUCUGCAGCCACGUGAACAUUCAGAAAUCAUUUGGCUAAUGAGGGUUUAACUGAGCACUUAAAUGACACCAACCAUCAGAGAACAGGAAGGUGUUUACACCCACUCACAGGAGAGAUGAUGCAGGCGGCGACUGAAGUUAAAUCUGUAGAAGAGCCACAGUAUCAGAUGUGCCAAAUGAGUCUAUAUUCAGAUUCUGUUUUCACCUGGUGCCAAAUUCACAAAGAGUCUUAUCUCACCACCGGGGAUUUCUCUCAAGUGGUGCUGAGACGCAUCCUCAAAGAAGCCGGGAGCAGUUUUUGGUCGGUUUAAGGGGCUCCUCUUGACCGCCUCAAACUUAUCUCUGUUUUAGAAGCUCCAUUUAGCGCUAAAAUGUGAAUUACUUUCAGAUCAAAAAUUUAGCAGUCCUUAUGUUGGGACGGACAGGCACAGCGACUUAGAGACUACUUUUAGCCUGAGGAUGCUUUGUGAAUGUGGUAUUUAAAUGAGAUCUUUAUGCGGAGGAGAGUGGAGCGUUCACUAAGCACAGAGGUCUCCUUAUUCCACCUCUGUCUGCUGUUUCAGGCUAUCAGUCAAAAAGCUAAAAAAAAAUGUUUUAAUGAAAUGCGCAAAUGUCAUCAUCAGGGUUAACACAUCUGCAUACAGACUUAAAGAUGAUACUGGUUCAGAACUCAAAUCACGAACGUAAACAGGCGAGAGGAUGGAGCUGUUGAACUGUGCUACUGUAGGUCGGGUCAUACUGUAACAGACGUCACUAAAUUGAGGCAUUAGGACAAAGUAUGAUACAAGUCUGAAUUUAUUCAAAUUAUUAUGUUAAUUGGCUUGUUUUUGUACAGUUUUGUUAGUGUGUGAAUGAGAGCAGACCAGUUGUGCUUGUGUGUCUGGGAACGGAAGAUUGCAUUCAUUAAUUUGCUCAUUUUUAUUCAGUAGGUGCUCCUUUUUGCCUUUUCUCACAAUAAGACUCUCACAGCUCUCGCAUACAAAGCACGAAUGCAGACGAACCGUUUAAGCAGCUUCUUUUGUAACAUCGAUUUUCUUUUUUUUUUCUUUUCAUGAGGAACUCUGGUUUUCUCCUGCAGAUUUGGACCGCUUAGAAAUGGAUUUUUUUUCCCAGCUUUUUCGAAGUGAUUUACUAAAAUAUCUAUUGAUUUCUCGUCUUGAUUCUUUUUUUUCAGACACUACAUUAUCCAAGGUACAGUUUGGAUAUGCUGCUCUCUUCACACAAUCUGCUUUUUGGCACUUAAUUACUUUUUUUUUUUUUUGCUUUUGAUAGUAUAAGACACUCCACCUGAAGCAUAAAAUGGUAUUUGUGCAGUAAUGCAAAGAAGUUUAUAUGUACAUAGUAACUCAAGUGAGGAAACUGUCCAUUUUUAAGUUAUCUUUUAUUUUAAAACAGAAAUUUAAUGGUGUUUAAUAUUUUGAAAUAUGCAAAUGUAUAAAUGACAUGGUUUGGGAGUUAUUUCAUGUUUUGUUUUGGUUUUUUUUUGUAAUGGAAAUAUGAUCAUAUCUAUUUGUUUGUGCCUGUGAUGAAAGGUCGACUUUUUUAGAUAAUGCUUUGUUAAAUGCUUGUAUUUAUCGAAACAGUUUGUUACACAUUUUGCAGGUAUAAAUAAUUUGCAAUACA
This is a messenger RNA of Sphaeramia orbicularis (orbiculate cardinalfish), 4737 nucleotides long. RefSeq names its product polyhomeotic homolog 2b (Drosophila) (gene phc2b). NCBI's taxonomy places the organism in Eukaryota, Metazoa, Chordata, Actinopteri, Kurtiformes, Apogonidae. Gene Ontology annotation, biological process: negative regulation of DNA-templated transcription. Bases 194 to 2905 code for a protein of 903 amino acids. Gene Ontology annotation, molecular function: zinc ion binding; chromatin binding; histone binding. The transcript is spliced from 15 exons. Gene Ontology annotation, cellular component: PRC1 complex; nucleus. The record is from RefSeq and is a predicted model, not a curated record.